AUGGAGAGCAGGGGCUUCAUCGGGAAGAGGGCCACCAGCGGGUCCAUCAAACGGUCCUCCAUCAAGCGCAGCACAUCUUCGGGGUCACAGAAGGUUCACAGAGUGUGGAUUGAAAGAACAUUCCAGAAGAGGGAAUGCAUUCAGAUUAUACCCAGCAAAGACGCAAGCAGGUGCUGCUGCGGUCAGCUAGUGAACCAACAUGUGGCCAUCCUUCCUGGACCCGCAGCCAAAGAGGAGGGCAGCCUGGUGGUUCAGGUGGACACUAUCCAGGAACGCUGGUCUGUUCCCAAACACACCCAGGCUACUCCCACAGACGCCUACGGCAUCAUCGAGUUUCAGGGAGGCGGCCAUGCAAACAAAGCCAUGUACAUCCGGGUAUCUUACGACUCCAAGCCAGACAACCUGCUCCAUCUGAUGGUUAAAGACUGGCAGCUGGAGCUCCCCACAUUGCUCAUCUCGGUCCACGGAGGCUUGCAAAACUUUGACCUGCAGCCCAAACUCAAGCAAGUGUUUGGGAAGGGCCUGAUCAAAGCUGCCGUCACCACCGGGGCCUGGAUCUUCACUGGUGGAGUCAGCACCGGCGUGAUCCGCCAUGUUGGGGAUGCACUGAAAGAUCACUCCUCAAAGUCCAGAGGGAAGGUCUGCGCCAUCGGAAUUGCACCGUGGGGAAUUGUGGAGAACAAAGAAGAUCUCAUUGGGAGAGAUGUGACGAGGCCAUAUCAGACCAUGUCCAACCCUCUCAGUAAGCUGUCAGUUCUAAACAACAGCCACUCUCACUUCAUCCUUGCCGACAAUGGGACUUCUGGGAAGUAUGGCGCUGAAGUGAGGCUGCGACGGCAGCUGGAGAAACACAUUUCCCUUCAGAAGAUAAACACACGUCUGGGUCAGGGGGUGCCUCUGGUGUGUCUGAUUCUGGAGGGAGGACCCAAUGUGAUCUCCAUUGUUCUGGAGAGCCUGAGGGAGGAACCACCAGUCCCUGUCGUGGUCUGUGACGGCAGCGGGCGAGCAUCUGACAUAAUUUCCUUUGCCCACAGAUACUGUGAGGAAGACGGGUUGGUCAGUGAAAGCGUCAGAGAUCAGCUCCUGGUCACGAUCCAGAAAACCUUCAGCUACAGCCGCAGUCAGGCGCAACAGAUCUUCCUCAUGAUAAUGGAAUGCAUGAAGAAGAGAGCACUGAUUACAGUGUUUCGCAUGGGUUCAGAAGGACAGCAGGACAUUGAAAUGUCAAUACUUACCGCUUUACUGAAAGGUACAAAUGCCUCAGCCUCUGACCAGCUGAGUCUGGCCCUGGCCUGGAACAGGGUGGAUAUUGCACGCAGUCAGAUCUUUGUGUAUGGACACCACUGGCCUCCUGUAAGCGCCCUGCCCACUGACCGUCCAAAAAGUCCAUCGGCUGCCCCCCGUGCCGUGCCCGGGGGUGGGGGUGGGGGAGGGGGUGGAGGUGGAGGGGUGGGGAAAGGGAAGGCCCGGGGCAAGAAAGGCAAAGGUGGAAAACCCAAACCGGAGCCUCCUGAGGAGACUGACCCCAGGAAGUUAGAGCUGCUAAACUGGGUUAAUUCCCUGGAGCAGGCCAUGAUGGAUGCCCUGGUGAUGGACAGGGUGGACUUUGUCAAACUGCUGAUUGAGAAUGGGGUCAACAUCCACCAUUUCCUCACUAUUCCUCGCUUGGAGGAGCUAUACAACACGAGGCUGGGACCAGCCAAUACAUUGCAUUUCGUCGUCAGAGACGUGAAAAAGGGAAAUCUUCCACCAGAUUACCAGAUAACCUUGAUUGAUAUUGGCCUGGUUUUGGAGUUCCUAAUGGGAGGAGCGUACCGCUGCAAGUACACCAGGAAGAGCUUCAGAUCACUGUACAACAAUCUCUAUGGCUUGAAAAGGCCAAAAGCACUGAAACUGCUUGGAAUGGAGGACGAUGAACCCCGAACAAAAGGGAAAGGCAAAAAAAACAAGAAAAAGGAGGAAGAGAUUGAUAUCGACGUUGAUGACCCUGAGGUCAGCAGGUUCCAGUAUCCCUUCCAUGAGCUGAUGGUGUGGGCAGUACUGAUGAAACGCCAGAAGAUGGCGCUGUUCCUAUGGCAGCGGGGUGAGGAGGCUAUGGCCAAGGCUCUGGUUGCCUGCAAGCUCUACAAGGCCAUGGCCCACGAGUCCUCACAGAGUGAAAUGGUGGAUGACAUUUAUCAGGACCUGGAGAACAACUCCAGGGAGUUUGGCCAACUGGCCUAUGAGCUCUUGGACCAGUCCUACAAGCAUGACGAGCAGGUGGCCAUGAAGCUGCUGACAUACGAACUGAAGAACUGGAGUAACUCCACCUGUCUGAAACUAGCCGUGGCCGCCAAGCACAGAGACUUCAUCGCCCACACCUGCAGCCAAAUGCUGCUGACUGACAUGUGGAUGGGCUGUCUAAGGAUGGGGAAGAGCAAUGGUCUUAAGGUGAUUUUAGGCAUAGUUUUUCCACCUUCAAUCCUCCUACUAGAUUUUCGAAUUGGAGACGAAGCAUCAUAUCAUUCUUCCAAGGAGAAGGAUGAGAGCAAACAGAAGGAAGACGACAACAAAUCUGCCAAGGACGGUGUCUCUAAUGUCGAUGCUAUGUCUAAGAAGGGUGAUGAUGAGGAGAACCACAAGAAACAGAGAAGGAUUCCAAUUGGGAGGAAGAUCUACGAGUUCUACAACGCCCCUUUCACCAAGUUUUGGUUCAACACGAUUUCCUAUCUUGUGUACCUGAUGCUGUACAACUACAUCAUCCUGGUCAAAAUGGAGCGUUGGCCGUCCCUGCAGGAGUGGAUCGUAAUCUCUUAUAUCAUCACUCUGGGACUGGAGAAAGUCAGACAGAUCCUGAUGUCUGAGCCGGGGAAGCUGAAACAGAAGAUCAACGUGUGGCUGGAGGAGUACUGGAACAUCACAGAUCUGGUUGCCAUCUCAGUGUUCUUGAUUGGCCUCCUGCUUAGGCUACAGAGUGAGCCCUACAUGGGUUAUGGACGAGUCAUCUACUGCGUAGACAUCAUCUUCUGGUACAUCCGGGUCCUGGACAUUUUCGGUGUCAACAAGUACCUUGGACCCUACGUCAUGAUGAUUGGCAAAAUGAUGAUCGACAUGCUAUACUUUGUGGUGAUAAUGCUGGUGGUGUUGAUGAGCUUUGGCGUGGCCCGACAGGCCAUCCUGCACCCAGACGAGGAGCCAACAUGGCGCCUGGCCCGGAACAUCUUCUACAUGCCCUACUGGAUGAUCUAUGGAGAGGUGUUUGCGGACUCGAUAGACCUCUAUGCAAUGGAAAUCAAUCCACCAUGUGGUGAUAACAUGUACGAUGAGGAUGGCAAGAAACUUCCGCCCUGUAUCCCUGGUGCUUGGCUCACCCCAGCCAUCAUGGCCUGUUACCUACUUGUUGCAAACAUUCUGCUUGUCAACUUACUAAUUGCUGUCUUCAACAAUACCUUCUUUGAGGUGAAAUCCAUCUCCAAUCAGGUGUGGAAAUUUCAACGGUACCAGCUUAUUAUGACUUUUCACGACCGUCCCAUUCUCCCUCCACCGCUCAUCAUCUUCCCUCACAUCUACAUCGUCCUCAAGCGCCUCUGCUGUCGCUGCAAACGGAAGCAAGAGGGCGAACAGGACGACCGAGAGCGAGGCCUACAAUUGGUGCUGAAUGCAGAAGAGCUAAAGAGUCUGUAUGAGUUUGAGGAGCAGUGUGUGGAUGAAUAUUUCCGUGAGAAAGAGGAUGAGGAGCAGUCAUCUAAUAAUGAGCGCAUUAGGGUAACAUCUGAAAGGGUGGAGAACAUGUCCAUGCGCCUAGAGGAGGUGAAUGAGAGGGAGCAUUCCAUGAAGGCCUCCCUGCAGACGGUCGACCUCCGCCUCGCCCAGCUUGAGGAGUUCUCGGGACGGAUGAUGAAUGCCCUUGAAAAGCUUGCAGGCAUCGAUCGCACUGAGCUGCUCAGAACGCACUCUCGAGGCUCUUCCAUCUGCGAAGUGUCCACCUUACUCCGCCACAGCAGCAUCAACAGUGCUGAUGGCUAUAGCCUCUACCGUUAUCACCUAGACAAUGACGAACGACCGUGUGUGUCUGGAGACGCAGAGGCCAUGGAGAAGAGAGUGCAGCCGAGCCCUGCUGAGAGACAGGACAGCACGAGCGAGGGGGUUCCUGCAUCAGGUGAUGGAAACACCAAUGUCAAGAACAACAGGACAACCUUGGAGAUGACGGGUGACAGGGACAGGACUCGUUCUAACUCCUGUGUUGAUAUUCUGAUAUCUCCCUGUGAUAUGGAAGAGAGUCCUCCGGAUACCUCUCUGAGUCCUGCUAAAGAGGUGCUACUGAACAACAACCCCAGCGAUGCUACGACAGGCAUGGCAGAGGAGAAAACAGUGACAAAGAGCCAACUAGAGGCAGCCAUUUCCUACCCCCUGACAAGACCAAAGGUCAUGCAAUAUUUACCAUCACCAACUAUCAGCACUUCCCCAUCCUUGAACCAGAGGUCUAUGAGCAGUAUCGUAUACACUCCUGACAACGGAGGAGAGGAAGCCAACUGGGCAACAGAUGCAACCUCUGCUGACACUGAGCAAGGGACAAAGUCUCCGACCAUGUCUCGGUGGGCAACCCGCUCUGAGUACAAAGUCCACCCUUCCCCCUUUGGUCACAUGCCCAAAAUGUCAAUGGUGAUGUCCAGUGAGGAUUUGCAGUCCAAUGAACCUAAACAGGAAUUUGAAGGAAAAACCCUACAGCUACUUGCUGGGGAAAAGGAGGUACUAAAGUCAGGCAACACACAGGCUAAUUGGUGUGAGGAGGAGUCAGAAGACACUGAACACUUGCUGGAGGCGGAGGACAGAAUAUAUCCAGCUCUCAGGUCUAAGAGCCUGAACAUCAAUCCUCGGAAGGGGAAGAUAAAGAAGGAAUAUCCAGAAAAACCCUGUGCAGCGAGUAGUGUAAAAGACCUGGUGUCAGCAUUUGGUGGCCCUGGGGACAAGACAGAAAUAAUGUCAAGGACAGGCUCCAAAGACAACUCUAGCUGUUAA
Lampris incognitus (smalleye Pacific opah) is the source of this 4998-nucleotide messenger RNA. RefSeq names its product transient receptor potential cation channel, subfamily M, member 1a (gene trpm1a). The coding region runs from base 1 to 4998 and encodes 1665 amino acids. Gene Ontology annotation, cellular component: membrane. Gene Ontology annotation, biological process: protein tetramerization; calcium ion transport into cytosol. Gene Ontology annotation, molecular function: calcium channel activity. Lineage: Eukaryota; Metazoa; Chordata; Actinopteri; Lampriformes; Lampridae. The transcript is spliced from 27 exons. The record is from RefSeq and is a predicted model, not a curated record.